Acomys russatus (golden spiny mouse) is the source of this 945-nucleotide messenger RNA. RefSeq names its product olfactory receptor 5D14-like. The record is from RefSeq and is a predicted model, not a curated record. Gene Ontology annotation, biological process: sensory perception of smell; G protein-coupled receptor signaling pathway. Gene Ontology annotation, molecular function: odorant binding; olfactory receptor activity; G protein-coupled receptor activity. Bases 1 to 945 code for a protein of 314 amino acids. NCBI's taxonomy places the organism in Eukaryota, Metazoa, Chordata, Mammalia, Rodentia, Muridae. The transcript has a single exon. Gene Ontology annotation, cellular component: membrane.
AUGGUGCCAACAGAAGGAAAUGUGAGCGUGGAGAUUAUCUUCGCCCUCUUGGGCUUCACGGACUACCCUGAGCUUCAGAUACCACUUUUCCUGAUCUUCCUUUUCAUGUAUAUCAUCACUGUAGUGGGAAACCUCGGGAUGAUCGUGCUCAUCAAAAUCGACCCCAAGUUCCACACUCCCAUGUACUACUUCCUUAGCCACCUUUCCUUUGUUGACUUCUGCUACUCAACCAUCAUCACACCCAAGCUGCUUGAGAAUUUGGUCCUGGCUGAUAAAACUAUUCUCUACUUCAGCUGCAUGUUGCAGUACUUCCUGUCCUGCGUGGCAGUGGUGACUGAGUCUUACUUGCUAGCAGUGAUGGCCUAUGAUCGCUUUGUGGCCAUCUGUAAUCCCUUGCUGUAUACUGUGGCCAUGUCACAGAGGCUGUGCAUCCUGCUUGUGAUGGGAUCAUAUAUGUGGGGCACAUUUGCCACCUUGAUUCUCCUCUGCUUUGCUCUCCAGCUGAAGUUUUCAGGAUUUAAUGUGAUCAACCACUUUUUCUGCGAAUAUACUGCCCUCAUUGCUGUCUCUAGUUCUGAUAUACACAUCCCCAGCCUGCUACUCUUUUGUUUUGCAACCUUUAAUGAAGUGAGUACACUACUGAUCAUUCUCACUUCUUAUGUGUUCAUUUUUGUGACGGUACUGAAAAUCAAAUCUGCUAGCGGACGUCACAAAGCCUUCUCUACCUGUGCCUCCCACCUGACUGCCAUCACCAUAUUUCAUGGUACCAUACUUUCCCUGUACUGUGUACCUAACUCCAAAAACUCUCGGCAGGUGGUCAAAGUGGCUUCUGUCUUUUACACAGUUGUCAACCCCAUGUUGAACCCUCUGAUCUACAGCCUGAGAAACAAAGAUGUGAAGGAGGCUUUUCAGAAAUUAGUGGGCACAAAGGUUCCACUUCACUGA